Molecule: messenger RNA, 2154 nt
Organism: Dictyostelium discoideum AX4
Lineage: Eukaryota; Evosea; Eumycetozoa; Dictyosteliales; Dictyosteliaceae
Exons: 5
Coding region: 1-2154 (717 amino acids)
Source: RefSeq, a predicted model, not a curated record
AUGUGUAAACCACACAUUCUAUUGCCCAGUUGGUAUCACAUGGAGAUAUUAACAACAAUUGAAAGAAAAAAUAUAGAUAUUUUUUUAGGACAAAAGAAUGAAGAUGAAAAUUAUUUACAAAGAAUUGAAGUAAAAGGAAAGAAACCAAGAAAAUUAUUCUUUAUCAUUGGAAAUAAUAGAAUUUUCUUUUUUAAAGUUGGUGGUAAAAUUGAAACAGAUCAUCAUUUUUUAGAUAUUUUAGAAUUAAAAUAUGAUGGUAUAAAAGAAAUAACAUUAAAAUUUAAAAAUGAUAAUGGUAAAGAACCAUUAAUAUUUGGAGUUGAAACAGAUGCAGAUGCAUCAGAGAUUGUUUUGGCAAUUGAUUAUUUAUUUACAUUGAAUUUUCCAGGUAUGCAAUCAAAUAGAUUAAAGAUUACAGUACCAGAACCAAAGAGAACCGAAAUUUAUAGUUCACCAAAUGCAUUGAUACCAGAUAUGGGAGCAUGUGGAGGAUUCACUUUAACUUAUUUCUCAAUGUGUGAUCAUAUGAACAUUCAACCAAUUAGUGAAGUAUCUUGGCAUAUUGAAAAUGUUAUCUCUGGUACAUUAAUAAGAGAAUUCGAUUAUGGUUUCUUUUUUAAAAAAGAAAGAAUCAUCACUGCUGACGCAAGACCAAUCAUGGCAGCAUUAUCAAUUAAUCCUUAUUUUAAUUCAUUUUCAAUUAAAGAUAUUAAAUUAUCAAGUGAAUGUAUUUUUUCAAUAAUUGGUUUAAUUAAUCAAAAUUUAUAUUUUACAAAAUUAGUAUUAAAUGGUAUUGGAUUAGAUAGAUCAACAACAGAGAAAUUAAUUGAGGCAUUUAAUAGUAAUAAAAUGAUACCAUUGAGAGAAUUAGAUCUUGGUAAUAAUUCAAUUGAGGAUAAGGGUAUGAUGGUUUUGGGUGAAUAUUUAAAGGUUACACCAUAUGAAUUGAAAAGUUUAAUAUUGAAUAAUUGUUCAGCCGGUAAGAAUUCAAUGACAGUGAUUGGUGAAGCAGUUUCUAAUAAUGAAAAUAUUUUAAAGAAUUUAAAGUAUUUGGAUGUCAGUGGUAAUAGAUUAGAGAAUGAUGGGUCAUCAUCAUUUUCAAAGCUAUUGGAGAGAUCAAAAGUGUUGUCUACUUUUUUAAUUGGUAAUAGUAAUCCACAGUUUCAUCAACUUUCAAAGGUUUGUAUAUCGUUGACUAAAUUUGAUAACUCUGGUAAUAGAAUCACGAGAAAGGAUAACAUUCACAGAGAUAUGGUUAGCUUUUUAAAUCAUUCCAUCUAUCUAUCGAGUUUGAAUCUAUCAAAAUGUCAAAUUCCAGUGGAGGCAGUCGCCGAUAUCUUUGGCGAGGGUAACCUAAUCAAAUUGGAGACUUUGAACAUCUCUGACAACGAUUUGGGCGACGAGGGCAUAACGAUCCUCUGUGAUUUCAUGGCAAACCAUCAAAGUAUUCGUAAUUUAGAUCUUAGUGGUAACUUUUCAAAGAGAACUAAAGCUAGACAAACCGCUAUAGAAUCCAUUGUUAAUAUGUUGGAAAAGAAAUCAAAGACUCACAAUUCCAUACGUUCUUUGAUUUUAAACAGUGGUUACACCGGUGGCGGUAGUAGCAGUAGACAGUUGAAGGGCGAUCUAUUGCCAAUCGUAUGCUCGGUGUUCUACAAUGGCUCUUUGAAGGAGUUGGAUAUCAGUGGUCAUUCAAGUGGCGAUAUUUUAGCAGCUGCAAUUGGUAAACUCUUGCAAUGUAACACUGGUUUGGAAACUCUCUAUUUCGAUGAUAACUCUAUUAGUAGUCGUGGUUUGACUUUAAUUAAAUUUGGUUUACAAAGAAAUACAACAAUCACUCAAUUACCAUUACCAAUUAAAGAUAUUGCUGCCUCUUUGAAAAGUGAUGCAACUCCAUUGAAUCUUCAAAAGUUAACAGAGGUUUCAAAUGAAAUUCAACAAACUAUCCUAGACAAUUAUACAAAUAAAAUUCAAGGUACAACUCUAACAAAUAAUUCAAUUAAAACUCAAUCACUCUCUAGAUCAAGAGCAAAUUCAACUCCAUUAGUAAUUGAUACAAAAUCAACAAUUGCAACUUGUGCUGGUUUAAAUUCUUUUAUUUCAAUUGAUAUUGAUAAUACAAUUGAACCAUUAGCAAAUUUAAUUGUUAAUUAA